AUGCCAAGAUCUCGUCAAGUACGUGAAGCUAAGGAUGGUGCGAGGAAAAUGCGACAAGAACACGCACCUAGCUUAAAAGCAACAGGUGAUCCGUUUGUUAAAGAGGUGAACGACCUGGUUGCAAAUAUGUGGAGAACCUUUGGACACGCUGCCCAGAGAGCUGCAACGCAUUUGCGUGGAUUACGAGCGGAGCAGAAGAUUGCGGCAGCAAAGGGUAAAAGGAACAAGUUAACAGCAGAACUAAUGAAAGCAGUCGUUGGUGCAGCUUCAGGGGCACAGAAGGAAAGGAUUGCACAGUUGCAUAAUGAAAGCGAACCUUUGGAUGAGUAUAGUGAAGAAUGUCAAGAAAAGGAUAAGGAAAUCAAAAAGGCCUUUCUUGAAAUUAUCGCGAAGAUUGAGAAUGUCGACGGGAUAAGUGUGGUGAAGGAAUACCUUGUCUCAUCUGUAGAAGAGCGUGGAAAGGAUGAUCUAGACGAAGAAGAAGAGCAGUGA
This is a messenger RNA of Fomitiporia mediterranea MF3/22, 492 nucleotides long. RefSeq lists its product as uncharacterized. Lineage: Eukaryota; Fungi; Basidiomycota; Agaricomycetes; Hymenochaetales; Hymenochaetaceae. The transcript has a single exon. The coding region runs from base 1 to 492 and encodes 163 amino acids. The record is from RefSeq and is a predicted model, not a curated record.